Molecule: messenger RNA, 3274 nt
Organism: Pollicipes pollicipes
Lineage: Eukaryota; Metazoa; Arthropoda; Thecostraca; Pollicipedomorpha; Pollicipedidae
Gene: Gp93
Product: heat shock protein 90 Gp93
Exons: 13
Coding region: 112-2472 (786 amino acids)
Biological process (GO): protein folding
Molecular function (GO): ATP binding; ATP hydrolysis activity; ATP-dependent protein folding chaperone
Source: RefSeq, a predicted model, not a curated record
GGAAAACGCCGGCGUUCGUGAUCUGUGCGGCUAGGCGGGCGGUCGGGUGAAGUGCGCGGACCAUUUAGGCUGGGCUGACUGAUAGCACGUCAGUGAAGCGUUCGUGCCACAAUGCACAAGCUAGCGUUUUUCGUGUUGUCGCUAUGCAUUUUGUCACAGGUUGCUGUACCAAAGGCUGCAGCUGAAGAUGACAUUGAUCCAAAUCCCAAAGUUGAUGAAGAUCUUGGAGCAAGCAGAGAGGGAUCAAGAACAGAUACGGAGACAGUCGAAAGAGAGGAGGAGGCUAUCAAGCUGGACGGCCUUAAUGUGGCUCAAAUGAAGGAAUUGCGAGAGAAGUCUGAAAAGCAUGUUUUCCAGGCAGAAGUUAACAGAAUGAUGAAGCUGAUCAUCAACUCCCUGUACAAAAACAAAGAGAUCUUCUUGCGAGAACUGAUUUCCAACGCGUCUGAUGCUCUGGACAAGAUUCGCCUGCUGUCGCUGACGGACCGGAACGCCCUGAACGCCACGCCGGAGAUGUCCAUCAGAAUCAAGGCUGACAAAGAGAACAAGAUGCUGCACAUCACAGACACUGGCGUGGGCAUGACAAAGGAUGACCUCAUCAAGAACCUGGGCACCAUUGCCAAGUCUGGAACUUCCGACUUCUUGGCGAAAAUGUCCGAAUCCAAUGAUGUUCAGGAGCUGACUGAUAUGAUCGGACAGUUCGGUGUUGGAUUCUACUCUUCUUUCCUGGUGUCCGACAAUGUUAUCGUAACGUCGAAGCACAACGACGAUAAGCAGUACAUCUGGGAGUCUGACUCGGCCAGCUUCAGCAUCGCCGAGGACCCACGCUCGGAUACCCUGAAGCGCGGCACCACCGUCAGCCUGGUGCUGAAGGAAGAGGCUCAAGAUUUCCUGGAACUGGAUACCCUGAAGAAGAUCAUCAAGAAGUACUCACAGUUUAUUAACUUUGACAUGUACCUGUGGGAGAGCAAGACUGAGGACGUGGAGGAGCCAGUUGAGGAGGACGAAAAGCCGGAGGAGGAGAAAGAGAAGUCCGAAGAUGGCGAGGUGGAGGUGGAGGAAGAAAAGGAGGAGAAGCCAAAGACCAAGACUGUCUCGAAGACCACUUGGGAUUGGGUGAAACAGAAUGAUGCCAAGCCCAUCUGGACCAAAAAGCCGGCUGAUGUGGAGGACACAGAGUACAACGAAUUCUACAAGGCGCUGACCAAGGACUCCAAGGACCCGCUGGCCAAGACGCACUUCGUGGCGGAGGGCGAGGUGACGUUCAAGUCGCUGCUGUACGUGCCUCGCGUGGCCCCCACCGACAUGCUGCGCAACUACGGCACCAAGACCGAGAACAUCCGACUGUACGUGCGCCGCGUCUUCAUCACCGACGACUUCAAGGACAUGAUCCCCAGCUACCUGAGCUUCGUGCGCGGCAUCGUCGACUCCGAUGACCUGCCGCUCAACGUCAGCAGGGAGGACCUGCAGCAGCACAAGCUGCUCAAGGUCAUCAAGAAGAAGCUGGUGCGCAAGGUUAUUGACAUGCUGAAGAAGCUAAACGACGAAGAUUACGAGCAGUUCUGGAAGGAGUACUCCACCAGCAUCAAGCUGGGCGUGUUUGAGGACGCCUCGAACCGCAGUCGGCUGGCCAAGCUGCUGCGCUUCUUCACAUCGCACGACGAGGAGGAGCAGACGUCGCUGGCCGACUACGUCAAGCGCAUGAAGGACGGACAAGAUCAUAUCUACUAUGUGGCCGGAGCUGACCGCAAGGAGUGCGAGUCGUCGCCGUUCGCCGAGCGUCUGCUCAAGAAGGGCUACGAGGUGCUCUACCUGACGGAGCCGAUCGACGAGUACGCCGUCUCGUCGCUGCCCGAGUUCGAGGGCAAGAAGUUCCAGAACACGGCCAAAGAGGGCAUGAAGCUCAAGGAGGACGUCGACAGCAUGGAGGAGCUAGAGAAGACGUACGAGCCGCUCACCAAGUGGCUGGCCGAUGACGUGCUGAGCGAGGAGGUGGGCAAGGUGGCCGUCAGCAACCGGUUGACGUCGACGCCGUGCGCGCUGGUGGCCUCCCAGUUCGGCUGGACGGGCAACAUGGAGCGGAUCGUCACGUCGCAGACGCACACCAAGGCCGACGACCCUAGCCGCCAGUACUACAUGGGCCAGCGCAAGACGCUCGAGAUCAACCCACGUCACCCGCUCAUGAAGGAGCUGCUCCGUCUGGUGGAGGAGGGCAGCACCGACGAGACGACACGCGACAUGGCGCGCAUGCUCUACCGCACGUCCGUGCUGCGCUCCGGCUUCCAGCUGAAGGACACGGUCAGCUUCGCGUCCAGCAUCGAGACGAUGAUGCGCAAGACGCUGGGCGUGCCGCUGGAUGAGCUGCCGGAGGAGGAGCCGGUGGCGGCCCCGGCGGAGGAGGCCGAGGAGGUGGCGGCUGACGACGACGCCGCCGCCGCCGCCUCCGACAAGGAGGAGCACGACGAGCUGUAAGGCGGCACGCCCGCCAGCCGUCAGCGGACACAAACCCAUGUGAUAUGUGGUGGGACAGAGCCGGACUCGCCGCACACGGCCACUGCUCUGUGUUUGCGUGUGUGAGUGGGCGUGCGGCGCGGGCAGCACGAGGCUCGGCCGGUCCUUCACUCCUUCCAGCUGUGGCGGUCAGGACGCUGUCCACGGUGGCGUCGCACGUCCGUGAUGGCGAGUUGACACGCGGGGGUCAGGGGACGCAGCGCGCGUGGCACGGCUGGUUUGACUGGGCACGACUUAAAUUGGCCGGCGGUGGAUUUCGACUAGACCUGCGGUGCGAUGUUCCGUUAGCGUGGCUGGGCGAAUUUGGCAGUUUUGUUUUUGUUCUUCAUUAUCAUCCGGAGUCUGGGAACAUUGGGCGUAGUAUGGUGGGUGCCGGGAGGCCGGUCCCAAGAACCACCGAUUUUGAAGCAAAUGUCCCGGAAGUAAAACAAGUGUUCGUUUUGGGGACUUCCCAUUUCCGUGGGAAUGGUCGUUGUAUACUGGGGACGCGCCCACUACCACAAGGCUGGCCGCAACGAAGUUGAGUGUCGUCACCCGUUCGUUCGUGUUGUCCCAGUGUGGACGUUGAAACAAUCUCCCGCGAUUACCGAUGCUCAUCAGUCACGUUUGUUAUGCAUGAUGCUAUUUAUGUUACACUGCAGUGACCACGCGUUUUAUGUUGGAUGUUCUUCGUGCGAUAGCGGCAUUAAAAAUUGCACUUGUCCGUGUUGGCAUUCCCCGACAUGUAGAUAUCUGGGAUCAAUACAAGUCGUGCUACAAGGUG